Penicillium cosmopolitanum is the source of this 654-nucleotide messenger RNA. RefSeq lists its product as uncharacterized. The record is from RefSeq and is a predicted model, not a curated record. Bases 1 to 654 code for a protein of 217 amino acids. Lineage: Eukaryota; Fungi; Ascomycota; Eurotiomycetes; Eurotiales; Aspergillaceae. The transcript is spliced from 2 exons.
AUGCGUACAGACGGGUUAUUGUACCCAUCAAAUCGCGUCCAGUUACACGACACCAAGUACAGCGUGCUCUUCUGCGAGCGCGUCUGGUACGCGAAGGAACCCGAAUGGAGAAUCCCAGCAGCUCGGGCACUGCUGUUGGUCAACCUCCAAAUUUCCGCUGAGACAAAGGCAGUCCUCUCUCGGUGUCGAGUGUCGUACAUUCUUGAUGUCGGAAUAGUCCAGGGCCGCUACCUAUGGCCGACCUGGCUCGCUGUCCCGAUUCUGUCCAACUGUAUUGAUAAGCUGACGGUCAACCUCCGGGUUUUUGGCUCUGCAACUUCUGCGACUCGACACUAUAACGCGUUUAGAGACACUGAGUCUCAAACAAACGGCAAUCCGCCCCCUUUUGCCAGAAUGCUCUAUAGUUUGCUAGAGCGGAUUCUAAAGCGCGGCCCGUCCUUUCCUUCACAGGAGAAUUUGACACGCCUGACUGAGAGUACUGGGUUUCAGCAGCACUUUCCAGUGGAGGGAUUGGGAAAAGAGGAAUCGCUAUCCCGGAUCCAAUCUAUCGUGUUCGUUGGGGAAAAUGAAAGGAUCGCUGAUAGUGAAACGCGGGUUAAGAAUCAUAGAGCAAGAGUGGCCCUUGGGAGGGCGUUUGAGGAUAGGGCAUUGUGA